AUGGCAGACAUCUCCCUCCGCGGGCCGUGGACUCAGCUCCUGCCCCGGGGCACGGCCCCACGGGCCGAGCGUGGGGCGCUGGGAUCCCCAGGAGAACCUGCUGUGCCCGUGGACGGGCUAAAGGCCUCGUCGUUUCUCAGAGGCGAUGGGGAAGGAUUGAGGGGAGCCCUGAGCCCACUGGGCACCUGCCCGGGGGACCCAGCGAGGCUUCGCGCUCAAGUGCUGUCGGAGGCUCCCUGUGGCCCAGACCAGAGCUCUCUGAGGUCCCGGACGCCAAGGCGGAGCGCGUCAGCACCCCCAUACCCACCGGAAAGUCAGCACCUCCACACCCCCGUCACUCAGCGUGAGCAUGAGCUCAGCCUCCAGCCCGGCGCCCCGUCUUCCUGCCGUGGGGGCGCAGCCCGUGGAAGGCGAGCGGGGGCUCGGAGCCCUGCGGCCUGGCUGUUCCUGUCCGGAGGGGCUGUGUGUCCUGACACCCGCUUGCAGGGACAGUCCCCGCCUCUCUCACAGCCGCGGGAGGUCUGGCCCCAGCACAGCAGGUGCCAGGACGGCAGUGUGUGUGUGUGUGUGUGUGUAUUUAUUUGCAGCACACGUGUGUGCGUGCGUGUGUGCCUGUGUGCACGGGUGCAUGUUACGAGCGGGUUCCCUCUGGUUCUGUGGCUGACGCGGCUCCCGGCUCCUCGCUCUGGACACAGCGCCCCUUGGACUCAGGUCUCUGCCCUCGAACUUUCCACGUUUACUGGGAUCUGCUCCCAGCGCAGCCGCAACCAUGGACUUCUCACGCCUCCUCUGCACGUGAUCGCGUGCAGCCCACCCUGCUUCUCACAGAAGCACCCGGCGGCGUUGUUCCCGAUACCGUCGGUUUAUUGUACAGAUCGUUUUAUACGCCAGCCCGUCCGCCUGGGCCCGCGGUGCCACGCAGACCCGGUGUCUGCCAGGGCCUCCCCGAGGGCACUGCCUUUGCUCUGCUUCGAGGCCUGUUGGUGCCGUUCUGGGUGGUGGCCCUGGAGCCCUCCCCCCAAACCAAAGUGAGACGGGGCGUGCCUCCGCCUGUGCCCUCGCUGCGUCCCCUGAGCUGUCGAGGGAACCACGAGAUGCUGUACUUUCUACCGAAUUAAACGUGGGCCCCGACGGGGACCGGAGCGCAGGCUCCUCCUUGCUGUGCUGAGCCCUCGGGGUUCUCUGGGGUU
Messenger RNA from Myotis brandtii (Brandt's bat), 1190 nucleotides. RefSeq lists its product as uncharacterized. Bases 1 to 1032 code for a protein of 343 amino acids. NCBI's taxonomy places the organism in Eukaryota, Metazoa, Chordata, Mammalia, Chiroptera, Vespertilionidae. The transcript is spliced from 3 exons. The record is from RefSeq and is a predicted model, not a curated record.